AAUCCACAUUCUCUGCAUUCUACAAAGCUAGUUAAACCACUUCCAUUCCAAACCAAACCAACCAAAUUCCAUAUUACAUUUCAUUCAUCUCAAUUCUCUCUCUCUCUCUCUCUCAACCAUGCCUGUUGUCACAGAACACAUCAAAUGGAGGAGACCAAGAAACCAGUUAAGACACCCCAUUUCAGAAACUCAUCCAAUUUCUACAAUCCAAUCCGUUCAAUGCAAAUCCGCUAUCUCCUCUCUCUUAUCUUCUUUCUCCAACACCACCAAUGAAACCACACAUGAAAGAGGCCAUAACAGUAAAAACAACAACAACAACAACAUGGACAAGAACAAAAGCAACAAAAGCAACAGAAACUUCUCUGCUGCAACGUUCGGAGGGUUCGGCUGCACUGCUGGUGAGUCACAGAAGGUGUCGGUUCCAGCAGUGAUUCGAUCCUCCGCAGAGUGGCAAGGGAAGAAGAACAGAAAGAAGAAACACAGAAGGAACAGUAACAGUAACAGAAGCAAGACUUGUGAUGGGGUUGUUGUUGAUGAUGGUUCUUCUGGUUCCCUCGUGGAUUUUCAGGAUGUUUGGUGUGGCCCUGGAAUUGGGUUCUCAACUGAUGCUGCUGUUGCAUCUGUGGAUUGUGUUGUGGGUAGGAGGAAUGUGUCUGCAAGAGGAAAACUUGAUGUGGAGAGAAUAACACACAGGGAGCGUUCAUCUUAUUUUGGAAGGCGCACUGUGAACUCAGAAAGCUUCUCCUUUGUGGAUGAUGAUGAUCAUGACAUUGUUUCAGCACGCCAUGGAUUAGACCCUUUUGGCACUGCUAGAUUCUAUCGCCAUGUUCCAUAUCCUUCCUCUGAUGGUCUUGCUGAGAUAAUGAUACUUCAAGGAAGAAUAAUUAUGGGGGGACGAUUAAAUUCACAUGACCAAUUUAGAGAUUGGAGACUUGAUGUUGAUAACAUGUCAUAUGAGCAAUUGCUUGAGCUGGGUGAGAGAAUUGGUUAUGUCAACACUGGACUUAAAGAAGAUGAGAUGGGACUCAACAUAAGGAAAGUUAAACUUUCAAUUUCAAAUGAUACAUCAAAGCAUCAAAUAGAAAAAAAGUGCAGUGUUUGUCAAGAGGAGUAUGAAUCGGAUGAUGAAUUGGGGAGAUUAAAUUGUGGACAUAGCUAUCAUUUUGAGUGUAUAAAACAAUGGUUAGUGCAUAAAAACUUCUGCCCAGUGUGUAAGCAAGAAGUUGUGGCUCGAAUCUGAGUGGCACAGUUCUCAUGUUUUCUUCACCUUAAAUUUAUGUAUAGCUUUUUUUAUAUUCAAUAUAAGCAAUCUUCAUUACCUCUUUUAAAACUUUUGGCUUCCUUAGUGAGGAGUUGGCAAUUUACAUGUGUUAUAUAGGACUUGUUUAUUUUCCUGUUGGAAAAUUUAUUUUCAUACUUUUUAAUGAAAAUAUAUAAUUUAGAUUAAUU
Abrus precatorius (Indian licorice) is the source of this 1449-nucleotide messenger RNA. RefSeq lists its product as uncharacterized. The coding region runs from base 119 to 1240 and encodes 373 amino acids. The transcript has 5 exons. Gene Ontology annotation, molecular function: ubiquitin protein ligase activity. NCBI's taxonomy places the organism in Eukaryota, Viridiplantae, Streptophyta, Magnoliopsida, Fabales, Fabaceae. The record is from RefSeq and is a predicted model, not a curated record.